ACCUCAGUUCCUCCCACCCGGUCUCCCCCACCACGCGACCUCUGUCAACUCUAAGCGCCGCCCGCCGCCGCCGGUCGUCCUCCCUCCCUCAACUUCUCAACGUCGCCGCCGCCGCUAGUCAGGAAACGUCGGUCGGCGAUGGCGGCUGGGAAAGCCAGCGGCCGCACGCGGCCGAACGUGCUGGUGACGGGGACGCCGGGGACGGGGAAGACGACGACGUGCUCCCUCCUCGCCGACGCAGCCGGCCUCGCGCACGUCAACAUCGGCGACCUCGUCCGCGAGAAGGGCCUCCACGACGGCUGGGACGAGAACCUCGAGUGCCACGUCAUCAACGAGGACCUGGUUUGCGAUGAGCUCGAGGACAGGAUGGAAGAAGGUGGUAUACUAGUCGACUAUCACGGAUGCGAUUUCUUUCCAGAACGUUGGUUUGACCUUGUAGUUGUGCUUCAGACGGAUAAUUCAAUUCUGCAUGAUCGCUUGACUAGCAGAGGAUAUAUGGGUGCCAAGCUCACAAACAACAUAGAGUGUGAGAUCUUUCAAGUGCUUCUGGAGGAGGCAAGGGAGAGCUACAGAGAGGAAAUAGUAAUGCCGCUGCGAAGUGACAAUGUCGAAGAUAUUAGCAAGAAUGUUGGUACAUUGACGGAGUGGACAAACAACUGGAGAGCAUCCCAGUGAGUUAGUUAGGUUGUCAGUGGAUGAGCAUGCUGGAUCUUACUAAUUACUCCACUAGUGGGCCUAGAGAUCACGUCGGCUUGCAUUUUUGUUGUAUAUUUUAUUUAUGUUAAAACGACUGAUUACAUGGAGGAGUACUAAUGAUAUGGUUGGAUACCAAUAUUUUCUACCACUAUGCAA
Messenger RNA from Brachypodium distachyon (stiff brome), 852 nucleotides. Its product is annotated as adenylate kinase isoenzyme 6 homolog. Gene Ontology annotation, cellular component: cytoplasm; nucleus. Gene Ontology annotation, molecular function: AMP kinase activity; ATP binding; ATP hydrolysis activity. The transcript is spliced from 3 exons. The record is from RefSeq and is a predicted model, not a curated record. Bases 139 to 675 code for a protein of 178 amino acids. Lineage: Eukaryota; Viridiplantae; Streptophyta; Magnoliopsida; Poales; Poaceae.